Rosa rugosa (rugosa rose) is the source of this 2251-nucleotide messenger RNA. RefSeq lists its product as uncharacterized. The coding region runs from base 82 to 2052 and encodes 656 amino acids. The transcript is spliced from 13 exons. Gene Ontology annotation, molecular function: asparagine synthase (glutamine-hydrolyzing) activity. Lineage: Eukaryota; Viridiplantae; Streptophyta; Magnoliopsida; Rosales; Rosaceae. The record is from RefSeq and is a predicted model, not a curated record.
AAAGUUAUAACAGAAGUAGAAUAAGUUGAAAACCAGAGCUAAAACGCUGAAAAAUCAGGCGCGCAUCGCAUUCUAACAAAGAUGUGCGGAAUCGCUCUGAUCAUCUCCGGCAUUCGCUUCGACUUAUCGUCUCUGCUUUUCGACACCACACCUCCGGUCAUAAACUCCGACCAAGUCAGUCCCUUUACUUCACUUUCCGGUCAACAAUUAUAUCUUUGCUGCCUCAACCCAUUUAACCAAACGCAGCUAGAGUUCACUGUAGCCGACCUCGCAGCCGCUCUGCGACGGAGGGGCCCAGAUAGCUUAGGCGCCAAGAAGCUUCUUCUUCAUUCAUCAGGUUCCGAAAUCGUGUCUGGAGUAGAGGCGGAGUUCAGCAAUUGCUUCUCUGCGGCAAAUGGUCGAACACCUUGUAUGCAUUUUUUUGGUGCUACUUUGCAGCUCAGGGGAGUGAACGCAGUAGUUCAGCCAUUGAUUGAUUCGUCUAAGAAUGUUCUUGUUUAUAAUGGUGAGAUCUUUGGGGGGAUUGAGAUUGCUAGUGAGGAGAAUGACGGUGAAGUUCUAAUGGGGUUGCUGGGAGGGUGUGAAGGUUGUGUGCCGAAUGUUGUUUCUAGGAUCAAGGGCCCUUGGGCUAUCAUCUAUUGGCAGGAAAGUUCAAGAACAUUAUGGUUUGGGAGAGAUGCAUUUGGUCGCCGGAGUCUUCUUGUUCAUUGGCCGACAGUGGAGGACUCUCGGUUUCUGUUAUCAUCAGUAUCACCCGUUGCUUCAAAUGAGCAUUCUUCUGCUGAAAAUGGAACAACCAAGCUUGGUUUUUGGGAGGAGCUGCCAUGUGGAAUAUACAGUGUAUCCAUAGAUGCUCCCGAUGGUGACGGGAGUUUGGUUGGUGAAGUGAAAAAGCAUGAAUGGACUAAUGCCAUGCUAGAAGAACUGAUAAAAUGGGAGAGAACAUCUGUCGAACCCAAACCCAAAGAGUUGCAUAGUUCACGUUGUGAGACUGUAAGAGGGCAACACGAUAUGAACUCACUUACUUCAGAUAUAGUGCCAAUGCCAUCUAAGUCAGGCAAUAUACAAGCUUCAAUUUCAGUGCCAGCAGAGGCUGUGCUGAUUGCUUUAAGGGAAUCAGUUUUGCGGCGAUCUUCACUGCACAGAAUUUUUCAGGCAAGUAUGCAUGAUGUGGAAAAGAAUCUUGUACCGGUGGCAGUUCUUUUUUCUGGUGGAUUGGACUCUAUGAUAAUUGCAGCAUUGUUGCAUGAGUACCUAGAUCCAAGCUAUGAGAUUGAUCUACUUAAUGUGAGCUUCGAUGGUCAGUCUGCUCCAGAUAGAAUCUCUGCCAAGGCAGGAGUGAGCGAACUGAGAAGAAUUGCACCUUUAAGAAAGUGGAAACUAGUGGAGAUUGAUGCUGAUUUAUCAAAUUUGACCUUUGAAACAAAGCGUGUAUUGUCUCUCAUAAACCCUGCCAACACCUACAUGGACCUAAAUAUAGGAAUUGCGUUAUGGCUGGCAGCUGGUGGGGAUGGAUGGGUUUAUGAGGAAAAUAGCAAAUAUAAUGAUGAGAAUCGUCAAGGUGUUAAAUACAAGUCAAAGGCUAGGAUUGUCCUUGUUGGUUCAGGUGCAGAUGAGCAAUGUGCUGGCUAUGGUAGGCACAGAACAAAAUAUAGAAGUGGAAGUUGGCUGCGACUGCAUGAGGAAAUGAAACUAGAUAUGCAAAGAAUAUGGAAAAGAAACCUUGGUAGAGAUGAUAGAUGCAUUGCUGACACUGGCAAGGAGGCAAGGUUUCCUUUCUUGGAUGAAGAUGUUAUACGAACUUUAUUGGGGAUUCCUCUCUGGGAGGUUACCAACCUUGAUCAACCAAGUGGAAUAGGAGAUAAGAAGAUUUUGAGAGAGGUUGCGGAAUUGCUUGGUUUACAUGAAGCUGCUACUCUGCCUAAACGAGCUAUACAGUUUGGUACAAGAAUUGCAAGGGAGUCCAAUAGAAAGAAUUUCGGAAGUAACCGUGCUGCAAAUCAGGCAUCUGCGGGAAGUGUGGUGAUUCACAAGCAGUUGGACACGGCUUAGUGGGAUUGUUUGAUGCAAGGCUAGCUAGAAGACAUGUUUACCUCUGUACUUGUAUUGUUGAUUUGUACGUUUUGGUCAACUUCAGUCUGAAUGGCUGUCAUUUUGUCAUUGUCAUCUUGGAAAUGAUUGAUUUGAAGGAAUUAGAACCAACAUUGUAUGUCUAAUUAGCAAUGAAACUUUUAUCUUUGAUUAGCUCUUA